AAAAGAGAUAUCCUUUUCUAGGAGCGUCAUUCUGUGUACGAUUGUUGAGAUGAUCGGAGCGUAUUCUAUUCCAUCCUGCCAAAGAAAAUUCUGGAUACGACAUGGCGAAGCCAGUAGAACACACCGGGCGGAAUACGCAAAAGAAAAGCUAUACAGUGAAGUACUUGACACAUCAGCCAAUUUUUGAAGAAAGGAACAAGCAAACUGAACCGAUCAACACGAUUGAGACAGAAACAACACGCCAGGCGGCGGUUGAGAGUAUUGCCUAUUCACGUGAGAGAAAUGGGCAAAAUGAACCGGCAUCAGUUUACAAGCGCAAACAAGCGAUACGCCAACCGGGAGUUGAAAUGGCUAUAGGCUCCAACGAGAAUAAUGGACGAGAAGAAUCCGCAACAGCAAUGAUCGAAGUUAUUGAUACACCAUCGGAAUGUAGAGAAGCGACAACAGCAACGGCGAAUAAACAGAGGAAGUUGAGUAAAAUGAAGGAAUUAUCUCGCGAGCUAGCAGCGGAGAAAUCAAGGAACAUUCAAUUGUUGGAAGAACUCCAACGAAGCAAACGAGCGAUGGAGGAACUCGAACGAAACAGGCAAAUAAAUGAAGAAGUCAACGCUAGCCCAGCCGGCGGGUCUAGGUUUGAAUACGAACAGGAUAAUCGUUUUUCCAGCACCCGGAGAGCACAAGGUGUUUCAAGUCAGGAAGAGUCCAGGUUUUACACGUCUAUUAAUCAGCUCUCCAUUGCCUCGGUCAGCAUCCCAGAGUGCAAGCCAACAGAGGACGGGGAAAUUCACCGACAAUCGUUUGAAUCAUGGAAAGACCUUUUAGUGGACUCCAUGAUGCUAGCCGGAGUAGCGGAUGAAGUCACAAUGUUUAGGAUUUUCAAGGUCAAAGCUGGCGCACAGCUUCUUGAAAUAUUCAAAAAUACCAAGUCAUCGGAGGAAGAUCCAAAUCCUGAGUACUUUCCAUUCACAAACGCGAUAUCCAGGCUUAAGACAUACUUUGGAUCAGGAUCUGACGUAAUGCUAAUGAGGCGUAAAUUGGCACUACUGACGCAGAAGCCGAAUGAAUCUGACUUAUCGUACAUAACUCGAGUCGGACAAUGGCUCGAUUGUGUGAAUUUGAUAGUACGAAGGAGUUCGAGCAGAUUGUCGCGACCGUAGCCGAGCACGCUACGAAUAGAGAAGUGCGCACGGCUUCACUGAAGAUGUUGAGCCGAAAUCAGUGUUUCACAGACCUCGUCGACAAAGUACGGGAGAUCGAAGCAAUUAAAUUAAAUGAAGAAUUUGUGAAGAAAAAAUACGCAGCUCAUGAGCCAACGAUGGUUGCAUCCGUUAGCGCAUCAUUUCCGAAGAGCAACAGCCGGCAUUUCGAUUAUAUGCCUCAGAGAUCAAUCCAGAACUACGGUAACAGCUCCAGAGGAGGUUUUCGAGCACCCAGAGGUAGGCAGUUCCAUGCUAGUCGAGGUCUUCCCUCACGAUCAAUGCGAUGGGAUAAAUGCUGGCGAUGUAAUAGCAUUUAUCAUGAAGCACAUACUUGCGGCCACAAAGACAAGAAAUGUAAUUAUUGCGGAAUUCUUGGACAUAUCCAACGAGCAUGUCGAUCACGAGGUAACGCUUCUGGUAUGAAGCGACCAGCAACAGAGUCAUUCGAGAGUACGCCACAGAAGAUCGCCAAAAUUGAUGAAUUGAAAGACGAGACGGAAGCUGUUCAACCAGUAAGUGAGCCUGAUGAUUAACUAUUUCUUCAUUUUUAUUGUUAAAACCUAAAAGAAAAAGAUAAAAAUUAAUAACAAAUAGCAUAAAUGUUGAGUUAAUAAUUUAAAAAAAAAUGGUAAUUAAAAAAAAAAGAAAAAAAAAGUAUAAUAAAAAUGAAAAAAAAAGAAA
Armigeres subalbatus is the source of this 1880-nucleotide messenger RNA. RefSeq lists its product as uncharacterized. The coding region runs from base 1097 to 1732 and encodes 211 amino acids. Gene Ontology annotation, molecular function: nucleic acid binding; zinc ion binding. NCBI's taxonomy places the organism in Eukaryota, Metazoa, Arthropoda, Insecta, Diptera, Culicidae. The record is from RefSeq and is a predicted model, not a curated record. The transcript has 2 exons.